Messenger RNA from Aplysia californica (California sea hare), 2530 nucleotides. RefSeq names its product carboxylesterase 1C-like. The transcript has 2 exons. The record is from RefSeq and is a predicted model, not a curated record. Bases 6 to 1745 code for a protein of 579 amino acids. NCBI's taxonomy places the organism in Eukaryota, Metazoa, Mollusca, Gastropoda, Aplysiida, Aplysiidae.
UAAAAAUGGCGGCAGCCUGGUUGCUCCAGGCUCUCUAUACCUCCAUACUGGGCAGUAGUGGUCUUCAGGGAGGACAAGGAGGACAAGGUGGAGGACAGGUAGGGAGGAAUGACGUGUACCUCAUGGCCAACACCAGCUACGGUACAGUCAGGGGAAAGGUAGACUUCACAUCUCAAGUACCUGUGGCCAAGUUCUACGGUAUUCCGUUUGCGAAACCACCAACAGGAUCGCUUCGCUUUAAAGCGCCUGUUACUCCAGACUCGUGGAAUGGAGUCAGAGAUGCACUUACCUUCGGGAACGAGUGUUUACAACAAGCAGUACCUGCAUUUACUUUUCACAACGGGGACAUGCCGCCUAGAAGUGAGAACUGUUUGUAUCUAAACGUCUACUCUCCAACACAAGGAAAUGCUACAGGUCUAAUGCCCGUCAUGGUGUGGAUACAUGGCGGAGGGUACACUAUAGGAUCAGGAUCCCAGUAUGAUGCCACGUCGCUAGCAACAAAAGGUGUCGUCAUGGUUACCAUCAACUAUAGACUUGAUCUUUUUGGGUUCUUGUCAACGGAGGACGAUGCUAUGCCUGGAAAUUACGGAAUGCUGGAUCAGAUUGCUGCUCUUAAAUGGGUAAAAGAUAACAUUGCUUCUUUUGGAGGGAACCCAAAAGCAGUAACCAUUUUUGGAGAAAGUGCUGGAUCGGGAAGUGUCUCUCUCCUGACGUUGUCACCUCUCGCCAAAGGUCUGUUCCACAGAGCGAUCAUGGAGAGCGGUGUUUCUCUUUCUCCAUGGGCCAUCCAUUACCCUGCAAAUCGAGUUACCGCUCGAAUGACAGCCAGAUUGAUCAGCGUGGCAGCUGAGUGCGACGACUUGGACAAUUCAACUUCACUUUUGUCCUGCUUGCAGCAAGUGGAUGCAGAAAUGUUGCUGAACGUUUCUAUUGCCGUGACCAAUGCUGUAGAUGCCGGUAUUAUAAUGGCUCCAAGAGUUGAGACAACCUUUGGCUUCUUGCCAGAGUCGCCAGUUACACUUCUCUCACGGGGACAGAUUAACCAUGUAGACACUUUGAGGGGAUUCAACAGUGAUGAGGUUGGUGGGUAUAUCCCUGCUUUUAUUCAAAAUCCCCCAAAACCAAUUACAGCGGAAGUGGCAAAACAAGUUAUAGCACUUCAACUGAAACAGUUUACCAAUCUACAUCUUCAAGAAGUUUUAAAUUUAAUCCAGUCAACUUACGUCACUAAUAAUUUAAACAGUGACUUACUGCAGAGAGAAGCUUUGGAUGCUGUGAACAGCUUUACAUUUGUGGCUCCAACUCUAGUAGAGCUAAACGACGUUGUGCGCACUGCCCCAGAAAAGAAACACUACAUGUAUGAGUUCAACCACAGACCAAGUUUCAGCAAAGCACCCCAGUGGAUGUCAGCUCUACAUGGCGAGGAGCUCUUGUUUGUGUUCGAUGUUCAAGCGAAAGUGUGGGCCGACAGUGGCUAUGGUCCACCGAACGCUAUGGACAUUCUGGUAUCUCAACAGAUGAUGGAACUGUGGACCAACUUUGCUCAGACAGGGAACCCAACGUCAACCGUGCCCAAAGGAGGAGUCAUGUGGAACCAGUACAGCCCAGGAACACCAUACUACCUUCGUAUUAAUUCUGCUACCGAGUCAAAACUAUGGUCUAAUCCUCGUGACGUUGAUUUUUAUCACAAACUUUUAGAGAAGAUGACUGGAAGCAAAAAGCCAGUUUUUCCAAUUAUUGGGUAAAAGUAAACGCGAUAAAGUUUCGCAUUAUGAAAAUUAAAUUAUUCCGUGUCUUUCUUUUUAAUAGGAUAAAUAACCCAGUGGGUAUUGGAAAGUGUAUAUCAAGCACAUAGUACGGAUGUUCCUAAGGCAUCCAAGACACUACAUUAUAGACACCAAUGUUUUAAAAAAAUUUCUGUAUCAUUUUAUUUUUGAAGUUAUAGGCAAGUUAUUUGUUCCAUUUUUUAAAAACGUUUGUUCAGUUGCGGAAUCACAGACCAGUACGCCAGGUCUUGGGUUUAUUUAUUUUUCGAACACGCUUAUCAUGUCCCUGAAUAUAUUAUGAGACUAGCGUACAUUACGAUGGGGAUCAAUAAAUUAUAGUAUUUACUCAAUUUCUCAGUCUGGUAUGGUGUGGCAUAGGUUUACGAUUGCUUAAGAAUUAUGAAGCUAUUUCAUGGCGGAGUCUCCGAUUCAAAGUCUGUCUGACAGAAGGAUCGAGCCAGGCUGUAGAUCAUCUAUGUGCACUACACAUACAACACCUGGUCAAGAACAAGAUAAUGGAUUUCCGACCAGGAUCGUCAGAAUGGCUCAAGUUAUAUUUUAGUGUGCCCGCUUCAUCUCAAAAGUUGGAAUUUUUGUGACAUAAUGAGUAACAGUAUCAUCAGCAUCUUCCGGGAACAUGUUCCUCUAUUCAACAUAAUAUCUUACACAUAUUAGAUACGUAAAAUUAGUUAUGUUUAAUCCAACCAGUGAAAAUGAAAUGUACUUUUCAGCCCCAUGAUGAUUAUUAUAAAAGAAUUAACAGU